UAAAAAAAAAAUUGUUGUUUUGAAUGUUGGCUAUGUUGAGUAACUUUUGAAAUGGUUAUGUAUGUAUUUAAAGAUUGAUUUAACAAUUUGCAAACUACUGGAAUGUAACAAUGAAGUUUCGAGCGGAAAUGACCGAAAUUUUGUGUAUGAAGCAAUUUGCAAAUAUUAUAGAAACACUUUCCAAAUUUACCAAACUAUGUGUCAUACGAAUCUGCGAAGACAAGAUAUACUUCAUCGUCCUGGACGACUCCUGCAUCGGAGACCAUCCCCUUAUUUGGUGCGUGCUGGAACAAGCUAACUUCUUCCGACGACAUUGUGUGGUCGGAUUGAAUGAAAACAACAAUGAAAUAUUCUUGGAGUUUGAACCAGAUAUGAUGGCAAAGUCAUUGAAUUUUCUGAAAUCCUCUCAAGUUGCAGAAUCUCUGACAAUAAAGCUAACUAACAAGCAAUCACCAUGUCUGACAUUUGAAGUGAAUUUGACAUCAACAACUCUGGGGCGGAUGUGUGUGCAUGAUAUUCCAGUCACCGUUGUGCCUCACAAGCAGUGGCGAUUGUUUGUCCAGCCAGAAAUGCCUCGCUUCAAUGUGAAGAUUGAGUUGCCAAACUUGAAACUUCUUCGCAGUGUCGUAGAGAGGAUGAAAACACUUAAUACGAGAGUGACAAUAAUUGCUUCCGAUAAUGGUGAAUUAGUUUUCAAAGUGGAAACUAUGAUGGCUGACAUGGCCACUCAUUUUAAAAACCUUUCCGUUCUUGAUAAGGAAGCAAAAGAUUUAUCACAGACUGCAUCAGUACAAGUCGACAUCAAGAAGUUAUUGGACUUUCUUACUUGCGAGCAACUUCACCCGCAAAAUGUAACUUGUAAUAUACUGAACAAGAAAAUGGCUGACUUUUACCUGGUUCAUGAUGAUUUUAACUUGCAUUUUAUACUGCCUUCAGUUUUGGCGUGACUGACUAUAAUUUAUCUCUGGUAAGACUUGAGCACAUAUAUGUAUGUAUGUUAGAGAUCUCUAAAAAUACUAUAUAUAAAAUUUAAUACUUUUAGCUUUAUUUUGGUAUGUUUAUUUUCCCAUGAAUCCAAAAUUUAUUUAAACAAUUUUUUAAAAUUUUAUGAAUUGUAGAUGUUAAAUAUGUUCUUUUGUGUGGCUGGUCAAUAGUAGAAAAUGGACUUUUAUUAAGAUAUUUUGAUGUAGUCAUUGCAUUUUAUAGACACGGUGUCCACAUAAAUUGUGAAAUUUGUGUGACUUUUUAAAAAAAUUAUUUACCCAUUUUGUGGUUUUCUGAAAUAAAUAAAAUCCAACCUUCA
Messenger RNA from Bacillus rossius redtenbacheri, 1303 nucleotides. RefSeq names its product checkpoint protein HUS1 (gene Hus1-like). The record is from RefSeq and is a predicted model, not a curated record. Lineage: Eukaryota; Metazoa; Arthropoda; Insecta; Phasmatodea; Bacillidae. The transcript has 6 exons. Gene Ontology annotation, biological process: telomere maintenance; meiotic DNA integrity checkpoint signaling; double-strand break repair via homologous recombination. Bases 111 to 947 code for a protein of 278 amino acids. Gene Ontology annotation, cellular component: checkpoint clamp complex; nucleolus; site of double-strand break.